UAGAUAUAGGAAAAAAGAUUCUAUCCCGAGUUGGAUUCUGUUUUGAUUGCAGCCACACUUGGUGAGCGAAUUUCUUUUCCUGAAAGCUAAAAAUAUUUCUUCCCCACGCCCCCCCAUUCCGGGAGUCCCUUAUCGCACCUGUGCCAGGGGAGGAAGCAGGAUGUGACUACACUCGUUUUCCGAGCUGCUUUAAGGGUCACUUCCUGGCUGGAUCCCAGGUCUUACCAGUGCGGAUUAGCUGGAAGCCCGGACCCCUCGGUCAAUGAUCUACCCUGGGAUUGUUUGCUGCCGCUGUAUGGAAACCCUCAAAGGUUCAGCCUGGCCAGGGUGCUCGUCUUUGCCUCACAGCAGCCGAGAGUGGGUCUCUGGCCCGAGGGGGUGCCGGUGGGACUUGCUGAUGUCACCGUGAAUUCCUGAGGGAGAACUGGAACUGACUGUGUGAACGGCUUUGCUUGUGUGACAAUGGGAUCGACAGCAGAGAGCUACGUCAAGGAGUUCACGCGACAUUCCACGGACAUGAUGCUCAACCUGAACGAGAUGCGGAAGCGGGAGAUCCUGACCGAUGUCAAGGUGCUGGUGGAGGGCCAGGAGUUCAGAGCGCACAAGGCCGUGCUGGUGGCCUGCAGUGGCUUUUUCUAUUCCAUCUUUUCGGACCAGACGAAGAGGCAUGUGAACCUGCUGACGCUGCCCCGUGGGGUGACUGCGGGGGGCUUCCACCUGCUGCUGGAGUUCAUGUACACGUCCUGCCUGCCGCUGGAGCUGGCCUCGGUGGCCGAGGUCCUCACUGCUGCCAGCUACCUGCAGAUGGAACACGUGGUUGAGACCUGUCGGAGCUUUGCCCACUUCAGGGCCCCCCUCAGCCGCACCUUCCUCAAGUCUCCGGAGGCGCCGCCCGCCGGCCACCCGCUGCCCUUCCUGCCGCCCGCUUCCCUGUUCCCGGGCCGGCCCCUGGCCCCGCCGCUCGGCGGCUGCGGCCUGCUGCCGGACUCCGCCUUCCGCUUCACCGCCGGCUGCCAGGCGGACGGCGGCGGCCGCCGCAGCGCCUGGCUCAGCGCUUACCAGGGCCCGGGGGCCGGGCUGGGCGCCCGGGCCGCCGCCCGCGGCACAGACGCCGGGAAGCCGGCGGCCUCGGGCGGGGAGAGCGGCAAGCCGUCGCCGCCGGUGCCCGACAGCCCGCAGCGCUCCGACUGCCGGCCCAACUCGCCCACCGAGUCCAAGAGCGCCGGGCUGGAGCGCAGCCCGCCGCCGGCCGACCCGGCGCCCACCCCGGGGCCGCCGCCCGACCCCAAGGCCUGCAACUGGAAGAAGUACAAGUUCAUCGUGCUCAACUCGCUGAACCAGGCCGGCGAAUCCCGGCCGCAGCCCCGGCCCGAGGCCCGCGGCCGCCGCAGCCCCAGCAGCCCGGAGCUGGAGGCCGAGGAGGAGGCGACCCAGAGCGAGGAGGCCAGCCGGUCCUCGUCAGACUCUCGGGAGUCACAAAACUACUCCGUCUGUUCGGUGUGUGAGUUGCACUUCCAGCACACCUCGGAACUGUGCCACCACAUCCUGGACUCGCAUCCCGGAGAGGAGAUCCCAGAAUAUCAUUCGGAAUUCUCUGACAGCGGAUCAGAGAAUGGCCUCUUCUCCUGCCGUGCCUGCCAGCUGAAGCUGUCAGAUGAGGAGUCUCUGCAGCAGCACUUCCUGCAGGUCCACAGUGAUGACAAGCCCUACAAGUGCGACAUGUGCCGUGCUGCGUUCCGCUACAAGGGCAACCUGGCCAGUCACAAGACCAUCCACACAGGGGAGAAGCCCUAUCGCUGCAACGUCUGCGGAGCCCAGUUCAACCGGCCGGCCAACCUGAAGACCCACACGCGCAUCCACUCCGGGGAGAAGCCUUACAAGUGCGAGACGUGCGGGGCGAGGUUUGUGCAGGUUGCUCACCUUCGGGCUCAUGUCCUGAUCCACACUGGGGAGAAGCCAUAUCCGUGUGAAACGUGCGGGACACGUUUCCGACACCUUCAGACACUGAAGAGCCACAUCAGGAUCCACACUGGAGAAAAGCCAUACCAUUGUGAAAAGUGUGACUUGCACUUCCGACACAAGAGCCAGCUGCGCUUGCACUUGCGGCAGAAACAUGGGGCCGUCACCAACACCAAAGUCCGCUACAAGGUGGUCCCUGAACUCUGCCGAGCCCCGCUGCAGUCCUGCUAGAGGCAGGGCCCCGGGGGCCUGUCCCACGGGACACAUCAGCAUGCCAACCAUUCCCAUCGGAGCCACUCCCUCGGGACACAGCCUCGCCUUCCCCGCCCAGGGAUUUGGGCCGCUGGUUGUACAAUUGCUCCUUUCAGUCCCGGGAAGCGUCAGGAGCAGGAUUGAACUGUUGGGAGGGCGGGCGUCCUGGGAAGUGUUUGGGGUGAUGGGGCAGGGCUCGGCUGGAGGCUGUUACACUGUGUGGUGCUGGGGUUCGGGUGGGCUUUGUGGAGAAAGCUUGGCUGCUGUGUUAAUAGGUGGGUGCUCGAGAAGGGUGGGUGGGGAGGGGGGUGGGCUUGGGUUUGCCUUGAUAGCAAGGGGUCCCCAGGGCGGGGAUCGGGGGGGUCAGGGAGAGUGGGAAAUGGGGCUCCUCGCCCAGUCUGUUGCUGAGUUUACCCCAUUGGCCUGUGGGUGACGUGACUGCAGGAAGGUUACGGAGGCAGCAGGAUUGGGGCUGUUGAUUGGCUCUCUCCGUGCUGGGGAAUGAUGACCGGUCUGCUAAUUUCCCGCAGUUUUACUUCUGACACAAUGUCGCUUGUUGCUCCGACAUUAAUGCUACUGAUGAGGGUAGGGGGUAGGAGAUGGCUGCUCACCCCUGCAGCUACCCCAGGGCUGGUGUUACCCUUGACUUUCUGCCCACCACACAGCCAGUCUGUGUGGAGCGAGUUCCCCACCCUCGGGGUUUGGGGAGCUCCGUCUCCUUGCCGAGACGUUAAACCAAAGCUCCCUCUGCCCUUGAGACGUAACUGAUCACACAGCAGAUAUUCCAGCAAAGAGGGGCGUUCUCCCCUCGACCCGGUCUGUUCCCUGGCCACUUACACUGCCGAUCCGUCAUCGUCGCAGGGCUGACGUGGGAGCCAGACCGUGCUACUUGUCCGCGCGUUGCAACGCCCACACAGGCCGGUUCUGAGGUGGAGAGAUGCGCGGGUUCAUCCCACAGUCUCGAAACGUGAAGUGUGGCAAACUCUCAGCAGGCCGGGCUGCCUCUGCGGACGGCAGCCGGAGUUCACAUUCUGUACUCGGACCGGGAAUGAGAAUCCUUCCUUUCUCCCUUUCCCAGUCUCUGACCCGGAACAUUAACCCUAACCCUCCCCCCAGCCGCUGCCUGGCCUGCUGAGUGUUUCCAGCACUUUCUGAAUUUAUUUCUGAUCUCCUGCAUCUGUGGUUUCUGUGAUUUCAAUUGUUUACCACCAUUGCCCCCCCCCCCCCCACCCACCCACCCAAAAUCAGGAGAAGCCAAAGAAAUCUGGGAGUGGGGGUCCCCUGCUCUCGGCCGAGGUUUGCUGGGCAAAUCGCGAUCUCAGGAGGACGAUGUCUGUCGAACUGAGCUGUGAACCACAGCAAGAGCUAUGCUGCUGGUUCUGAGGGAGGGGCUGAGGGUCACCUCUGCCCAAAGGGGCCUGUUGCCGGUCUGAGCGCCAGUGCUGGCUAGCUCCUAUCCCAGAGUGAGUUUGGCAUCAGCCUCCUCCCGUCCCGUCACCGGAGAGCGGGUUACAGAGGGCGUCAGUGCUGCAGGGCUUUGGCAGCACAAAUCCACUUCCUUUACUGAACUGUUACUGAAAACCAGACCUGAGCCCGAUUUCCUCUCCCGCCGCUCCCCUCGGUACUUUGUGGGGAUGAAGCCCAGGAUUACAGGAGCUGUGUCGUCACAAGUGGCAGGCACGAUAUUGGGGCAGUGCAGGGUGAGCUGGUUCUCCCCUGCACACACCCAGGGGCUCCUCACUAGCCCCUCAUCCCAUCUGCCUUUCCCUCUCCUUGUCACUUCUGCCUACUCCCCCUCCCAUGUGGGUCCUGUCUGUCCCCCCUCCCCUGUCAGGGUCCUUGUCUCCCCUCUGUUCCCUCUCUAAUGGGACCCUGUCCCCCCACCUUUCCCAUUUCCCCACAGGACAUUGCCAUCUCUCCCCCACCUUCCCUGGUGGGGAUUCCUCCCCCCCCCCCCCACUAAUGGGUGCCCAGGAUCCCAGUUCCAAGUGCUUUGUUUUCAGCUUUCUCUGAAUAUGUUGAGUUGCUUUUGUUUUUCCAUUGUGAUGGAAAUUUCUGUAAAUGUAUCUCUGGCUUUAAGCGAUUUGCUGGACUGUUUUGCUGAGCAAAGAUCAAAGGCCUUUUGAA
This is a messenger RNA of Pristis pectinata (smalltooth sawfish), 4338 nucleotides long. Its product is annotated as B-cell lymphoma 6 protein-like. The record is from RefSeq and is a predicted model, not a curated record. The transcript has 10 exons. Gene Ontology annotation, biological process: regulation of transcription by RNA polymerase II. Gene Ontology annotation, cellular component: nucleus. Gene Ontology annotation, molecular function: protein binding; RNA polymerase II cis-regulatory region sequence-specific DNA binding; DNA-binding transcription factor activity, RNA polymerase II-specific. The coding region runs from base 463 to 2190 and encodes 575 amino acids. NCBI's taxonomy places the organism in Eukaryota, Metazoa, Chordata, Chondrichthyes, Rhinopristiformes, Pristidae.